AUGGGGAUGGCCAAACUGUUACUGACCGGCGUCAUUCUCUUCCUGCCACCCUCGGUAACUGCACUCAGCCGCCAUCCAAAGCUGCUUCUCAUAUCAAUGGACGGCUUCCGAUAUGAUUUAGUUAAACCCCAUUUAGUACCGUUUAUUUAUGAAUGGGCCACUAAAGAGACUUGGUUUACUAACGGUAUGAGACCACAGUAUGUCAGUUUCACAACUCCAAAUCAUAUGGGUAUAGCUACAGGGCUCAUGCAGAAAGUCAUGGUAUCGUAUGAUUACUAUAAUUUCUCCGGAACACCUGGAAUCUUAGAGGAAUCUAGAAAGCCUUCAUGGUACUUGGGAGAACCGAUAUGGAUCACAAACGAAAAAGCAGAUGCAACUCGACAUUCCGCUUGCCUUCAAUGGCCGGCCUGUGAUGCAAAUUAUCCCAAUGCAAAUAAGCCGAUGUACUACACAAGUUGGACAAAAUAUCAAAAGCCUGAUGAAUGGAUGAAGGAUAUAGAUACGAUCAUUGAGUUUUUCACAAGAGAGGACUAUCCAAUGAAUUUCGUUGCAUGGUACAUAGAAGAGCCUGACCAUACUCUUCAUGGGCACGGCUUCAAUGACGGUGCGUUAGAAAAGAUUCUCGCCGAACUCGAUACAACUUUCAAACGCCUGAUUGAUGAAAUUGCGGAAGCAUGA
Molecule: messenger RNA, 678 nt
Organism: Cooperia oncophora
Lineage: Eukaryota; Metazoa; Nematoda; Chromadorea; Rhabditida; Trichostrongylidae
Source: the annotation of a GenBank genome assembly